Molecule: messenger RNA, 9458 nt
Organism: Corythoichthys intestinalis (scribbled pipefish)
Lineage: Eukaryota; Metazoa; Chordata; Actinopteri; Syngnathiformes; Syngnathidae
Gene: ankle1
Product: ankyrin repeat and LEM domain containing 1
Exons: 9
Coding region: 277-3708 (1143 amino acids)
Biological process (GO): double-strand break repair via homologous recombination; resolution of meiotic recombination intermediates
Cellular component (GO): nucleoplasm; cytoplasm
Molecular function (GO): protein binding; DNA endonuclease activity
Source: RefSeq, a predicted model, not a curated record
UUCCUUUGGAGGGAAGUUUGAUCGAAAAAGACAAUGAAAUAGCCAUAUCAACUUGUGAGGCGUAAGGCAAAUCCAUAAUGUAACCGAGGCACAUUUUUAACUGAUUAUUGAUUAUGCAGAGCAGCGCCGUGCUUCAUGCAGAAUUAAUAAUGGAUUAGCCUGUUAGCUGAAGUUGUUGUUUUUUUUCCUCGAGCAUGUUGCUGCAUGGAAUGGAAUAAUCCAUUCGUGAAGAUGCUAAUAAUUUAGAAUUUAAUUAUGUUUUGAACGAAUGUGGUCAUGGAUCGGAAGAAGGGGAGACUGGAGAGUCAGCUGUGUUCUGCAGUGAACAAUGGAGAACCGAGAUCCGUGCAGCUACUUCUUUCCCAGGGUGCAAUCCCUCACCUUGUGGGGAGUAAGGGAGUGGCUGCAAUACAUUUGGCAGUAGGCAAAGAGAAUGAAAAGAACAUGCGAUGCUUGAAAAUGCUAUUGCAACAUGGUGCUGACCCAAAUGUUAAGUCAUUAGAUGGCUUGACUCCCCUUCACAUAGCUGCAAUUUGGGGAUGCUAUCAAAAUCUGAAACUCCUUCUGAUGAAUGGUGGGAACCCGAAUAUAAAAGAUAACGAAGGAAAUACACCGUUUUGCCUUGCAGAACAGGAGGACAACAGAAGGUGUGCUCAGCUUUUACUGGAGUAUCAGUCCAGCUCUUUGGGCACAGAAGCAGAGGACCAGCCUCAGUUCAGAUACUCGGUCCAUUCUGACCUCACAGACACAUCUGGCUAUCCUGAAUCUCGCGACAGUUUCACUUCCCAGUCAUCUAUCGUAAGUGAACUUGAUGAAGCCCCUUUAAGCAGCACAAGGCUGUCAUCAUUUUUUAACUGUGCAAACAUCAAUGGAAGGGCAAUUAACAAAGAAGUAAUUUACAGCAGACUCUAUGAAGGGGAUGCGGCGUUGCAACAUAACCUUGAGACUAGUUCUUUCUCACAUUGGACUCCUGAAGAUGCCUCCCUUUUAUCAAGCACUCGCAUGUCUACAUUGGGUCCCACAAUGCUUUUUCCAAAGGAGAAUAAUAUGUUUGCUGAUGAUGAUGUCAUCUUGUCAAAGGGAGGUGUACCUAAUCAAAUCAGAGAAAAUAGGCAAAUUACUCCCACCAACCAUGACACACCUUCAACAUUUCUUGACAGAGGAGCAAACCGUAAAAGUGUCAGUUUCUGUGACGCCGACAAAUGUUUUCCUGUUUUCAGUCCUGAAUUUCACACAAAGAUACCAACUGUUGGUGAUACACAGGAUAAUGGCUGGAUUUCUUUCGAUCUUUCUGAGUAUUCUGGGUUCCUGGAUUCUGAACGUUUGGCAACAGUUUUACCCCAGCAGGGCAUAGAUGUCACAUCACCAGACCAUGUCUUUGUUUUCUCCCGGGAGAGUACUGAAAGCUCAGAUGAAAACAUGGACAAAACCGUUAUCAGUCACUGCACGUUGUCAGACAGCGAUAAAAACGGUGAUAAGGAUGUAAAAGAAAUUCAUGGAAAUUUAGACAAAGGCCCAGCACAUCCUAGUGGGGAGAGCAGUAGCAGUGGAGGCAGCAGUAGUUACAAUAGUUGUGAAAGUGAUCAUUACACAAGUGCAAUGGAUAUUUCCAUUCAUCCCAGCCAGCUGCCUCUAUCUGAAGAAACUACCAAAUCCGGUGAUGGUGAUGAUUCACAAGCUAAAACUGAUCCUCUAGUUGAUAUUUUUAAAAUUAAUAAACUGAGUUUGAUUGAAGAUAACCAUCCAAGCACUAACAUGGUUAAGGUUUGUGCAGAUCCUGCUGUAAUUACUUUGAGUAAAGCAGACCGCUCAUCGGAUGACAUUCAGCAAGCAAUUCCAUCUGAAAACCAAGAGCCAUUUAUACCAAGUCCUUUCGUAACAGAUCGGACUCAAUCGAGGCAGAGUUAUUACUCAUUGAGAACUAGCAAACCCCCUGAGGAGGGUACCUCUGGCCUAUUUGAGGAGACGGUUUCAAAACCAGUGCGAACUCGCAACAUAACUCCCAGAACCCAGAAAAAUAACAGCUCUUACAGUUCACCACAUCAUCUAUGCUUCACAUGGUCCAAUUCGGAAAGUACUACAGGGCCAGAUUCCUUGCACAAAGACUACCCAGACACUCAGUCCAACAUACCUGGAGCAGGUUCAUGUGUGAACUCAAGCCAGGCCGAAACCAUCAUCCUCCCCCAAACCAUGAGUGAGGCAUUUGUUGAGUCAGAGACUCUUUGUGACACAGUUAUCUUGGAGGCCAAUCACGAUUCCUCGAUGGAUUCAUAUGAAAGAAAUCUUGCAGACGUUAUCCAGGCCAUUCAAGGACAAGAGGUUGAACUUAUUAAAGAUGGGGAUUUUUUGACAGAUGAUGUGACAAGUACUGAUGAAGCAACAAAAAAGGCCACCGAAGCACCUUGCCUUUCAAAGGAAGAUUUUUGGAUCACAGAGGACUCUAGCUCGAAGGGUGUAUCUGUCUCUUCUUCAUCCAGUUCCAGCUAUUCCCCAAAGCGGUCAAGGACAGAUUCAGACAUUCUAAGCACUCCAGGAACUCCAGGCACUUCAUGCCCUCCCAGAUACAGCAUGAGUAGACUACUGACUAACCAAAGGUCACAGCAUCUGGCCAACCUUUCUUACACCCCUGGGGGGCGUCCACAUAUUGAGGAUGCAGAUGAACCAGUGGAAUACCUUUACACUGAUAUGGAACAGGGUUACAAACUGAUUGAGGCCCACAUUCCACCAACGGCUAAUACCUCUUGUGACUCCAGCAUGAGUACCUCUAGUAGUGAAGACACCAUCCUCUAUGACUGGCGUGCUAUGAAGACCAAGCUACAAGACACCAAAGAAAACCAGAAACCACCAACAAGUCCUAAUAAGAAGACCAAUGAGGUUAAGAAUAGAUUUUUGAUGGAGAUUGAAGGGAUGACAGAUAAGGAGCUCAGACGGAGGCUCAUAGAGGUGGGAGAGAGUCCAGGCCCCAUUAGCCGUCGAACCAGGCCAGUCUACAUUCGAAGGUUGUGCUGCCAGUUGCAGGACUUAAACUCUAAACCAUCACGGCCCCAGGUCCAUGUGGAACAGCCACAAACUGCACAUUCAGUUUAUAGCCCAGAAUUGAAUCUGGCCCUUCAAACUUUUAAGUUGCCUGACUGUCAGGGUGAAGAGCAGGCCUUGUGCCAACAAUUUGACCAACCGGAUCAGAACAAAAAGUGGAGAGAGGGCAAUAUCAAGUCCAGCUUUAACUAUCUGCUGCUUGACCCAAGAGUGACAAGAAAUCUUCCAUUCCGGAGUCACAGCAUGACAUCACAAGAAUGUUUCCAGACGUUUGUUCGUGCCAUUUUUUAUGUGGGCAAAGGAAAACGCUCCCGCCCCUACAGUCAUCUUUACGAGGCCUUGGAGUACUACAAAGGGGAUAAGACCUCAAAAAAACUCUGCUCCAAAGUGCAGCAAAUACUUCAGGUAUGGAACGCUGAACAGGGAGUUAUCUCACUGCAUUGCUUUCAGAACGUCAUUCCAGUGGAAGCAUACACAAGAGAGGCCUGCAUGGUGGAGGCCGUCGGGUUGAAGAUGCUCACCAAUGUGAAGCGCGGUGAUUUCUAUGGUGUGGUAUCAAAUUGGCCACUGAAGAAAAAGCGCGAGCUGGGUGUCCACCUCCUCUACAGGGCAAUGCAGAUAUUUCUGGCGGAAGGUGAGCGCCAGCUCAGGCCAGCAGAUAUCAGACACUAAGUAGUGAGAAAAACCUCAGACUUAUUAAGACAAAAUCUCCUACUCAACAUGAUUCCUGGACCCCAUUUACAACAACGGCACCCACCACACACACAGUCGUGCUGUAAAUACUGUACCAUAGUUGGUUGAUCAGGUUCACUUUUCAGGUUCAUUAUUUUUUACUCUUUAUGAUUAUGUACAUCAAAUUUAAUCAAAUUCUUACUUGUGUAACAUGGGAGUCAUCACACACUCUCUAUCAUUGACUCAGAUAAAUCCCAAAUGAAGUCAAGUGGGUUUUACCUGACGUGUUUUCUCGCAAAAAAAUGAAUUUUUUUUGCGCCAGCACAUAUUGUAUUAACACCUGUUCAUAUUCAUAAUUGCCUCCUCCUGUACAAAGGUCCCAGUUCAAGCUGAUGAAAAAAGUCACAAGAUAUGGUCACCAUGCUUUAUUUUUGGUAUGGUUGGUCUUUUGGUGAUGAGCAAGGUUGUGUUUUCGUCAAACCUAUUCUUUGGAAUUAUUGCCACCCCCAAAAAAACUUCCGAUGCAUCCGGCAAUAACACAUUGCUGUUGUGUAUUAUUGUGUAUGUUCGGCUUAGUUCAGGUGUUUUUUAUGUUGUUGUAAGAUAUAAGAAGUUUUCGUCUUUCUGCUCAAGCCCCUUAGCUCAGACCACAUGAGCCCCCGAGGGACACGGUCGAACGCCUACUCCAAAUCCACAAAACACAAGUAGACCGGUUGGGCGAACUCCCAUGCACCCUCGAUGACCCUGCCGAGGGUGUAGAGCUCCUGGUAAAAUGGCAUCCAAUAUUUUGAAAAAUAAUGUAAAAAAAAUUAAUCAAGUGCACCUUUAAUAUGCCUUUACUGUGCAAUACAUUUUAAGUGAAUCACUACUUUAAUAACAUGCACGGGUUGGCAAGUGGUGAGCACUAAAAUUGGAUACACUUCCAAACAGGCAUCAUUGGGAUCUAGUUGUUUGUACUGGGAUUAACAAUGCCAGGGUGAAUAUUAGGGUAUCAACACUAUUUCACAAUGUGUUUACCAUAUUUUUGGGACUGUAAGUCACAUCUGAGUAUAAGUUGCACCAGCCAUAAAAUGCCCAACGAAGAGGAAAAGGAAAACCUAUAUAAGUCACACCGGAGUAUAAGUCGCAUUUUUUGGGGAAAUUUACUUAAAAUUCAAAACAUAGAACAAAUAUGUCAUCUUGAAAGGCAAUUUAAAAUAAAAAUGCAAUAGAGAACAACAUGCUGAAUAAGUGUACAGUAUGAUAAUGUUACAUGAUGCAUGAACAACAAAAUGCGAACGUGGCCGGUGUGUUAACAUAACUAUUAAGAGUUAUUCAGAUAACUAUAGCUUAAAGAACAUGCUAACAAGUUUACCAAACCAUCAGUGUCACUCCAAAACACCAUUAACACAUAUAUUAAUGUGUUAAUAAGUCGCUUCAGAGUAUAAGUCGCACUCCCAGCCAAACUAGGGGAAAAAAACUGCGAUUUAUAAAAAAUACGGUGUUCGUAAAAGGACUAUGCAGUUGAAUUCAACAUUGAUAAAUGAUUUGACUUGAUCAAAGAAUGUUAACAAGCCCAUCAAAUUUGAAUUAAAAAAAAAAAAAAACAUUGCGUCUUCAAAAUGGGAAAAAAAAAGUCCAACACGCUCUGCUCAAAUGCCAAAUGUCUACUUGUUACCAUAGCUUGUUACAACAUGGAAAUUGAAUGAUACAUUUUUGUUGUUGUUUCCUAUGUCUUCAUAAAAUUCAAGAACCCCCUAGGGCAUCUAAACAUUAUUUGGGGGGGGUGUUGACUCUCAUUUUACAUGAGUUGGAAAAUUAUUGAUUAAUUCUUAACACAUCAAUAUCUUAAAGGGACUGUACAUACUUUUUAGUUAAUUUAAGUGCGCUUUCACACUAGCACUGGUUGUUUCUCUUUGUUCGGACCAGAGUUCUUUUUCUCAGAUAGUCCACUUCGUUUUGAAAAUGUGAACGUGCAUACGAACUCUGGUCCGCUCAAAAAUCGUGGGUCCCAGUCUGCUUUAAGCGCACCCUACUUGGCUUGUGAUUGGAAGCGGUGCAGGGUACCCUAAUGCUACAUUACAUGCAGCUGCUGUGACACUCCACGCUCCCUCCCCUCUCUUAGGAGGGAGGUAUUUCCUCUUCUCAAGGGUGUAGGUUUGCAUAGGGAGGGUAGGGACAUAACACUACCAACUUUUUUUUCAGGAUGUCAAAAUUAUCCCCACCAACUUUUAAGCAACACUGUUUGUAUGAUAUAAUGACUUCAGUUAUGUAGGUCAUUUAGAAUGUCUUCCCAUAUGUUGUAAGGAGAGAAUUGGCCCUACCAUUAUUAAGUGAAUUACUUUAAUUAUUUUCAGACUAACAUUGACCCCUUUUCACUUGCAGUCCAUGUUUUUCCCCUCACGUUUGAUUGGCUGUAGACUUGACCACCCACACACACACGCAAUCUCUAAACCCCCCCCCCCCUCCCGACACAAAUACAACAUGCCGCCUCCUCUGCCUCCUUUGAAGACGAAGAAUAUUAGAAUUUUUUUCCCGCUAGCAGCAGCCACUGUAAGUAAUUUCAGUGUUGUGGAAGUGGGGUACACACCACUAAUUUUGCUACUGUAGGUCCGAACUGCAUCAGAGUUAGCAUAACGUUAAUCUGUGUGAAUUUUCCAAAGUCGAGUAGGAAGCUGUUCUGGGAGAAACAUCCUCCUGUAUGUGUUUUAUACGAUUAGCAUUAACUAAACUGUGAGAAUUGUAGUGAACCGAGAUUUAUCAGCUUCACCCCAAUUUUCAUUUUUUAAUUUACGUAUGUGGUCUUAAACCAGCUCAAUGAAGCUUUCGUUUUUUUUUUUUGUUUUUUUUUUUUUGUUUUUUUUUUUGUUAAAUGUGGCUGCGCUUGUGGACAAAAGCAGUAGUGUUUUAUCUGAACGAGGGCUCAAUUUUUAUUUAUUUUUGUGUUCAAAUAUUGCAAUUUAUAUUUGCUAAUAAAAUCCAGACAUUUAUUCUGGAAGUUUUCAACGUUUCAAUGUUCUGUAUUCAAUGUUUCUUAAGUAGUUUUUGAAAACAAAGGUUUGAAUCAAGCGGUGUAUCACCUGAACCAACACAUAUGUACUGCAAAAAUACACCUCCUUAAAACUAGUUAAGUUCCCUUGUUUUCAGUGUAAAUCUACUGGAAAUAAGUGAUUUGCCAGUGCUUCAAGUGAAUUUUACUCAGAUUUCUUGAAAUAAGAAAAAUAGCUAGCUGAAAAUAAGCUUAACAGACUAAUUUUAAGCAAAAAGUUAGUAUAUUUAAUCUUUAAAAAAAACUUGUUUGUCAGAAAUGUUCUUAAUCAUUCGGGCUGUUCGGUCCCUGUACGACCAGUGUCAGAGUUUGGUCCGUAUUGCCGGCAGUAAGUCGAAUUCGUUCCCAGUGAGGGUUGGACUCCACCAAGGCUGCCCUUUAUCACCGAUUCUGUUCAGAAUUUUUAUGGACAGAAUUUCUAGGCGCGGCCGAAGCGUUGAGGGGGUGCGGUUUGGUGACCUCAGCAUUGAAUCUCUGCUUUUUGCAUAUGAUGUGGUGCUGUCUCACUGGAGCGGUUCACAGCCGAGUGUGAAGCGGUUGGGAUGAAGAUCAGCACCUCCAAAUCCGAGACCAAGGUCCUCAGUUGGAAAAGGGUGGAGUGCCCUCUCCAGGUCGGGGAUGAGAUCCUGCCCCAAGUGGAGGAAUUCAAGUAACUUGGGGUCUUGUUCACGAGUGAGGGAUGGACGAGGCGGGAGGCCGGUCCAUAGUGGUGAAGAGUGAGCUGAGCUGAAAGGCGAAGCUCUCGAUUUACCAGUCGAUCUACGUUCCUACCCUCACCUAUGGUCACGAGCUUUGGGUCGUGACCAAAAGAACAAGAUCCCGGAUACAAGCGGCCGAAAUGAGUUUUCACCGCAGGGUGUCCGGGCUCUCCCUUAGAGAUACUGUAGGGGGAGAAGCUCGAUCAGCCGGGAAGGACUCUGCGUCAAGCCGCUACUCGUCCGCGUUGAGAGGAGCCAGCUAAGGUGGCUCGGGCAUCUGGUUCGGAUGCCUCCUGGACGCCUCCACGGAUAUAGUGUUCCGGGCAUGUCCCACUGGUGAGAGGCCCCAGGGAUGACCCAGGACACGUUGUAGAGACUAUGUCUCUCGGCUGGCCUAAAAAUGCCUUGGGAUCCCGCCGAAGGAACUAGUUGAAGUGGCUGGGGAGAGGGAAGUCUGGGCUUCCCUGAUAAAGCUGUUGCCCCCGCGACCCGACCUCGAAGCAAGCGGAAGAUGAUGGUAUGGUAUGGUAUGGUAUGGUUCUUAAUUCAAGAGCAAAAAGCACAUUUUUCUGGAUUUAGGUGAAAAAUGACCAACUUUUAGAUGGGUUUAAUAAGAAAAAAUAGUAAUGUUUACUUAAUUUAAAUGGAAUAAUCUGAUGUAUUAACCUGUUAGUCUUUAACACUCAAAACGAGAUGGAGAAAAUUAUUCGACUAAAUUUUAAGAAAAAUUAUCAGAUUAAGACGUUAUAAAUUUGCAAUGUGAAAGUUAGUAUGAAUCAAUACAGAUUUAUUUGACAUUAAUCAAUUAAUUAGGUUCAGUUUUGUGAGAAAUGUAGCCCUUAACCCCAUUCACCCAAUCUGUUUGGUCUUAUUAAUGUCCCAUCCCCAGCAAAAAGUGUACAUGCAGGUUAUGUUGUGAUAUUGUCCCUACCAAUAUUGAGACCAAACAUACGCCCUUGCCUCUUCUAUAUUUGUUCAAUCAAUGAGAGCGCCUUUCGUCCACGUGAUGCUAAUCUGAAAGUUUGGUGCAAUCUGAAUGUUGUUGCUAGGUAGCUCUUCAACCAGACCCUGGUCCUCUUGGUCUAAUGUGAAAAUGCCAUAAAAAUACUUUUCUACUCCAUGAAUGAUCCACCAAUGCCCUGAUGAAUUAAUGACAUUUUAACUGGGACUGCCCAAAAUAGCCCUUUUUCUUACCUUCAAUAGUGUUCGGAUGAAACGCGCCUGUGCAUGUCUCUGGGGCAGCAGCGCUAUUUCAUCGAGCCUCCGCCUUGUCUCCGAUUGGCAAAAACACUUUUAUGACCCACUUAAGAGUUGCUACUUUAACUGUUUUUACGUUUCUGGUGCUGAUUUGAAUGACCAAAAGCUCGUUACUUUAUGUUCAUGCUUGUACAAGCUUGCGCCAUGCACGAGCUGCAGUUACGCUUUAGGCUCGAGCUAGCAGUUGCGAACAAAAAAAGUGACACAUAUUGUAUAGUCCCUUUAAGUUAUGGUCAGUCAAGGUGGUACAAUAUAUCUGUCUUGCUCUUUCUUCUUUCUUAACUGGUGAGUUUUUAUUAUAAUUAUUUUUUUUAAACUAUUCUGAGAAAUCUGCUGAAAAUUUUAAAAGUGGUUUAAUAGUGUUGUGAACUCUUGUUUAUUCUAUGUGUUUAAUGUGUCUAAUGUGUUUUUCCUAUUUCUAAAAGUUUACUCUCAUUUCAGUAUCUGUUGUAAUGUCCCCUUAGAUAUUUUGAAACAUGAACCAUCACACACCAUAGACAGUAACGAUUUGCAUUUCUGCUGCUAAAUUAGCCAAAUCAGUUUUUUUUUUUUUUUUUUUUUUUUUAACCCAAAUUAUUUUGUACAUAUUUUACCAAUUAAGUAAAUAGGAUAUUAAAUUGGAUGAAUGUAUGGUUCAUGAGUUUCCAUUUUUAAAUGAAUUUAUAUUGCAACAUGUUGAUUUUGGUUCCCUUAUUAUUUACAGCAGUAUCAGUGUGAUCAUCUCAACAAUUUUAGGAAAUGUUUGUUUCUGUAAUAAAUAGUCAAAA